AUGGCUGCCAGUGGAGAGGUAGGGAAGCUGUUACAAGUACAAAAUGGGACACCUCCAAGCACCAACUUCAACGGGGUAGAUGCUGUUCAUGCCUGUAACCUCCUUCAGCAGCUCAAAGCCUUGUAUGAUGAAGCACAGCUCACAGACAUCGUCGUAGAAGUGGACCAUGGCAAGACUUUCUCGUGUCACCGAAAUGUCCUUGCAGCAAUCAGCCCAUAUUUUAGGUCCAUGUUCACCAGUGGCCUUACAGAGAGCAGCCAGCGUGAGGUCAGAAUUGUUGGGGUGGAAUCCGAAUCCAUGCACCUCGUCCUAGACUAUGCCUACACAUCCAGGGUCACGCUCUCUGAGUCUAAUGUCCAGGCCCUGUUCACUGCAGCCAGCAUUUUCCAGAUUCCUGCCUUGCAGGACCAGUGUGCCCAGUUCAUGAUCAGCAGACUCGACCCCCAGAACUGUAUUGGGGUCUACAUGUUUGCUGAUGCCUAUGGACAUCAGGAGCUGAAGGAAAGCUCACAGGACUACAUCCGUAAGAAGUUCUUGUGUGUGUCAUGGGAGCAAGAGUUCCUCCAGAUGACCAAGGAGCAGUUGGUCAGCAUUUUGAACAAUGACGACCUCAACGUGGAGAAGGAAGAGCAUGUCUAUGAGAGCAUUAUCCGCUGGCUGGAGCAUGAUCUGUCUGGCCGUGAGGCCCACCUAGCCGAGGUUUUCUCCGAAUGCAUCCGUCUGCCCUUGCUGGAUGAGGCCUUCCUCAGUCGGAUACCUGCCCCCUUCGCUUGUGCCCUAUCCCUGUCUAAGGACCCUGAUGAGGUGAAAGCCCGCCUCACUGGCACCAAUGGUUGCCCACAGCGCCUGGGUAUGACUGCUUCUGAGAUGGUCAUCUGCUUUGACGCCGCUCACAAACACUCAGGGAAGAAGCAGACGGUGCCUUGCCUGGACACAGCCACGGGGAGGGUGUUCAAGCUCUGCAAACCACCCAAUGAUCUCCGGGAGGUCGGUAUCUUGGUGUCCUCAGAGAACGACAUCUACAUUGCUGGAGGUUACAGGCCGAGCAACAGCGAGGUGUCCAUAGACCAUCGGGCAGAGAGCGACUUCUGGCAGUACGAACACGCAGGCAACCGAUGGCUUCCACGUGCACCUCUGCUGAGAGCGAGGAUAGGCUGCAGGCUUGUGCUCUGCUGUGGGAAGCUUUAUGCACUGGGGGGGCGAGUAUAUGAAGGUGAUGGGCGAAACGCAUUAAAGUCGGUAGAGUGCUAUGAUGCCAGGGACAACUGUUGGACAGCAGUCAGUCCCAUGCCAGCGGCCAUGGAGUUUCACAGCGCUGUGGAGUACAAGGACCGCAUCUAUGUCCUCCAAGGUGAAUAUUUCUUCUGCUUCGACCCCCGUAAGGACUAUUGGAGCCAUCUAGCCCCGAUGAGUGUCCCUCGGAGUCAGGGUCUGGCUGCCUUGCAUAAGAACUGCAUCUACUACAUCGCCGGCAUCUGCAGGAACCACCAGCGCACCUUCACCCUGGAGGUCUACGACAUCGAGAAGAACACGUGGAGCCGCAAGAAAGAUCUGCCCUUUGACCAAGCCACAAGCCCGUACAUAAAGGCCAUGCUGCUGCAGGGAAAGCUGCACCUGUUUGUACGAGCCACACAGGUCAUGGUGGAGGAGCACGUGUUUCGCACCAGCCGCAAGAACUCCCUUUACCAGUACGACGACGAGGCAGACGUAUGGACCAAAGUCUACGAGACGCCCGAUCGCCUCUGGGAUUUGGGUCGUCAUUUUGAAUGUGUGGUGGCCAAACUUUACCCACAAUGUCUACAGAAAGUGCUUUGAGGUAGCUGGUUUUUGUGAACCCAAUCUAUGAGGCAGAGGGAGUGGUGUGGUCCUGCCUGCCUUGUGCCUGGUGUUACCUUGGGUUUGCACCACAAGGACCAUUUUUUGGUUAAGUCUUAAGUCGUUCAAACUUUGGUUUAACAUGAUCAAAAUGGGGGUGCUUUUAAAGAUUGCAGUAUUUUUUUCCUUCCCAGACAGCACCAACUACCCACACUGAUGCUUGUUUAACAAAACAGUACAAUGAAUCAUAAGUGCAAUUAUCCUAUUUUUUGCUUGUUGUUGAGCCAUGUUGUUCUAUUUUUGUUUUAGAUACAUAUAGGUAAGGAUUUUUACAAAUGAUAAGCAUGCAAAUGAGGGUAUUGGUAAGAUAAAAGUGCCCUCUGGAGAUAUGGAUGCUACGUGUCAGCAUAGAGUAAAAAUCUAUAUAAAUAUAUAUAUAAAUAAAUAUAUAAACUAUAUAUUCAUACGGGUAAGAUGAGUACCAUAGCUCAUUAGUAGGUUGCUGGCUCUGAGGUGUGUGUGUGUUUUUGUUUUUUUUCUGUUCUCAAUUCUCUUAUUUUAUAGUUUGUAAUUUGAAGUGUGCUUGUGAUUUAGUGUUUUUGAAGCUCGUAUGGAUAUUGUUAAGGCCCCCCUCUUCCUUCACAUGCGUCAGUGUGUCAAACAAUACACUAUGUGUGGCUUCCGAGCUAUUUCUACGUUUUGUUUUUUUUUGUUUUGUUUGAGAUUCCAGUUGCAUUUGGGGGCUCCCGCUCUUUUGAGUUGGCGUCCAUUUUUGUGUCACGUGCGAAGACAACUUAAGUGAAAUGUUAAAGAAUACUCACUCUCCACAUUGGAGAAAUAAGGACGGAGUCAAAUUUGUGGCAACACUAAGUGGAAAGUUCAGACCAACUAACAGGCUUACCUCAGAAACUUCAGAUAUGUUUGAUUAGGAGAAAAGGGACAUUUCAGGCCGUAGUGUUGAUGAAGCAACUGUGUGAAAAGCUCGGCUAAGCAUUGAGCUUCUGUUGUUUUUCGACGUCGGAUUAUAAUCAUUUAGAAAAAAAAGGUUGAAAGAGCCUUCCUCUUAAAUGCCAAAAAAAAAAAAAGCAUUUGAGGUCUUGUUAUAGUUGAUCUGGACAUUUUGUGGUAGCAAUAAGUCAUGGAACUGUGAUCAGGCUAUAUUACGUUAUAUUACCUUAGUAAAAGUGCAUUACUUGUUUUGUGUCUGCUAGUUGAAAAUCACGGUAGUUCCAAUGAUUGUGUGGCUGUUGCACGGGUGCAGGCUUGAAGUGACGCGUCAUUUAGUGCAGAUCAUUCGGGAUUGCCAAUGUGCCUGUGGCUUCAAAAAAAGAAAAGCGGCAUCAGAAAUCAAAAAACUGUUCCUCCUGAUGAAGAAUAUCUGAAAAGUCUUACUCAGCGUUGCACUGAAUCACUCUCCACUUCAGCAGUCCUUCACUGCGAACCUUUACGGAGCACCCUCCCUCGAACAAGCGGACUACAUGAACAAAGCGAGGGUGGCUCGGGUUGUGUGCUAAUUCAUCGAGUCACAGCCAUGAAUCCGUCUUCACGCGCCAUCAUCAUCGUCAUCAUCAUCAUCACACAGAGGACACAAAUUGUUGGUGCUGCUUUUUUCUCUUUUUUUUGUUGACAAUCUUGUAUAGAAGAAUUAAUACCACCGCCGAGUGGCGUUCCCUGUGAAAGUGUGACAUUUUUCAGUGCCGUCAAUUUCCUCAUGCGGGUUCCUGUGUCAUCUUUGCACUACACAUUUCUCUUGUAUCUUAUCUUAAACGAAGAGUUACCCCUCUAUCACGGAAAAACCACAUAGCAAUCAUCUUAAGAGAUUUACAUGGAAAUUAAUACCAGAAGAGUCACACUCAGUAAGGACUUGAGGAUAUGACGUAACUUCUCCAAGAGAAGAUCCCACUGUUGACUGACUUGGAGCUCGUGUUUAAUCGGCCCCGGCUUGAACAAUGCCCUCAAAAACAGCCCUCAUCCAGUGUGAGAGGAGGUUUGAGCUUCAUCCACAUGUCUACAGACGGCCAUUUGAGAACCAGGAACGGAGAACUCUCAGGAUUUCUACUGAUACACAGUACUGUAUUUAAAUGUUUUUGUUAUGUGUAAUAUACUGUACUAUAGGUUUGCUGUACUUGCACAGUUUUUUUUUUUUUAAACUUGUCUUCAGUUUCUUUUAUAACUUGAAAAAAAAUAGAUGUGAUUUUCUUUUUGUUGUUGUCUCCAGUGGCUGUUUUUUUUUUCUUUCUUUUUAUGUAAUUACCUAUUUAGUUAUGGUAGAGUAAUCCUGCUCUGUUGAGAAAAAAUGAUUACCCGCACGAGUGAUACCUUUUUUGAUUUUCUUUCCCCUCAGUAGUACAGUAGUAUUUCUUUGUAACAUCUCACCGAAACUAAGCAUUACAGAUCUACAUCAUCACGUUUUCAAACACCAGUCAUGUAAUACAACAAGCUACAAAACUGCUUUCUAUGUUCAACAGUUAAAGAGGCCUUGGGCUGCAACACACGAGCUCAUUCUGGUCAUUUACAUGUUAUCACUUAAUGGGUGCUAUUCCAUUGUGUUCAUGCUUUUCUUUUUCGCUGGUUUGUCGGUUUUUGGGUUUCGGGUUAUAGUGGUGGUUGAGCUCAACUGUGAAAUUCACAUUGCACAUAAUUUGAAAAUAAAACUAUUAAAAGUGAAAUUUGUUCCAA
Sebastes umbrosus (honeycomb rockfish) is the source of this 4494-nucleotide messenger RNA. It is a transcript of the gene kbtbd8, whose product is annotated as kelch repeat and BTB (POZ) domain containing 8. The record is from RefSeq and is a predicted model, not a curated record. Lineage: Eukaryota; Metazoa; Chordata; Actinopteri; Perciformes; Sebastidae. Gene Ontology annotation, molecular function: protein binding. Bases 1 to 1815 code for a protein of 604 amino acids. The transcript is spliced from 5 exons.